CCCUUCCCCACUGCUCAUUGAUAAGCCGUAUCAGCCCGUCGGAGAGCGGGAAGAGCUGCGAGUGGCUUUGCGCGCAUCGUCUCUGCGUGGGUUGGGUUUGCGAGCGAGCAGCUAGUGAGGGGAAGGAGGGGUUGUGUGUAUCCCAGCCAGGAGCUUUUCCACCCUUGUUGUAGUAACCAGCCGCACGCCGCCUGCCAGCUAUUACUUCACUGCAGCAGGAGUCGGCCCCUUCGCACCGAGCGAGCCAAACGCGCCAACCUGACUGUCCCCUCCUCUCCCCGCUCUCCCCUCUGCGCAUUCAGCAGAGCUGCCCUCCUCUCCUCCUCAUCACUGUGCCACUCCUGCGGCGCUCUUCUCUGCUCGAAGGGGGACGUUGGCCUGCCUGCUCCUCAUCCACUGGUUCUGCAUGACUGUCACAAAGAUGUCAUGGCGUCCGACCUACCGAAGCUCCAAGUUUCGAAAUGUUUAUGGCAAAGUAGCGAACCGGGAGCAUUGCUUUGACGGCAUCCCCAUCACCAAGAACGUCCACGACAACCACUUCUGUGCCGUCAACGCCAAGUUUCUGGCAGUCGUCACGGAAAGUGCCGGCGGUGGCGCUUUCAUCGUAAUUCCCUUGUCCCAGGCUGGCCGUCUGGACUCUCAUUACCCGAAGGUGUGUGGCCACCAGGGCAACGUGCUGGAUAUCAAGUGGAAUCCGUUUUUUGAGAACAUCAUAGCCUCCUGCUCUGAAGACACCUCAGUUAGAGUAUGGGAGAUCCCAGAAGGCGGUCUGAGGCGCAACAUGACGGAGGCGGUCCUGGAGCUGUACGGUCACAGCAGACGAGUGGGUCUGAUCGAGUGGCAUCCAACCAGCACCGGCAUCCUCUUCAGCGCCGGCUACGACUACAAGAUCCUCAUCUGGAACCUGGAGACAGGAGAGCCGGUGAAAAUGAUCGACUGCCACACUGACGUCAUCUUGAGUAUGUCCUUUAAUACAGACGGCAGCCUGCUGGCCACAAGCUGCAAAGACAAGAAGCUGCGCGUCAUCGAGCCACGCUCUGGGAGAGUCCUGCAGCAAGCCAGUUACAAGAACCACCGCGUGAACCGAGUGGUCUUCCUAGGGAACAUGAAGCGGCUGCUCACCACCGGCGUUUCUCGCUGGAACACCAGGCAGAUUGCUUUCUGGGAUCAGGAAGAUUUGUCCAUGCCUAUUGUGGAGGAGGACAUAGAUGGCCUCUCAGGACUGUUGUUCCCCUUCUACGACACGGACACACACAUGCUGUACCUGGCAGGCAAGGGCGAUGGCAACAUCCGUUACUUUGAAAUCACCACAGAGAAACCGUACAUCCAGUAUCUGAUGGAGUUCCGUUCCCCAGCUCCACAGAAAGGACUGGGUGUGAUGCCAAAGCACGGGCUGGAUGUGGCGGCCUGCGAGGUGUACCGCUUCUACAAACUUGUCACCCUCAAGGGUUUGAUCGAACCCAUUUCUAUGAUUGUGCCAAGAAGAUCAGACACGUACCAGGAGGACAUUUAUCCAAUGACAGCCGGGACCGAACCUGCCUUGUCCGCCAGCGAGUGGCUAAGUGGGAUUGAUAGAGACCCAGUGCUGAUGUCCCUGAAGGACGGUUACCACAGACCAAACCAGUUAGUUUUUAAAGCCCCGGUGAAGGAGAAGAAGAGUGUGGUGGUGAACGGGAUUGACCUGCUGGAGAAUGUCCCACCUAGGACCGAGAAUGAGCUCCUACGGAUGUUUUUCCGGCAGCAGGAUGAGCUGCGGCGGCUGAAGGAGGAGCUGACCACGAAGGAUGUACGAAUACGCCAGUUGGAGCUGGAGCUCAACAACCUGAAAAACGUUAGCCCCAAAGACGUCUGACCUCCGAGCCUCGUGGACUGGCAAAGCUGCUUCCUUUGCUCCCCGAUUCUGACCUCCAAAUAGCCUCCGAGUCCCACCACGUUGCUUUUUUUUGUUUGUUUUUUAAAGAACUUUCCUGCAUAGAGUACAAAUAAACUGUUGGACAACGUCUUAACCGAUGCAAUUACUGGAUUCUUAUAGUAGUAUUUAUUGUCAUUAUGAUGCAGAACAGGCAGUUCAGGGAUUUCCAGUUUAAAAUGUGAUCAAUUGGGGGGCGGGGAAUAUAUAAUACACUUCCUGUUUCCCAGCUGUUCACUCAGUUGUUUGUUUUUAACUUCGGCACAUAAACAUUUGUGCUACUGCCCCCGACCUUUUCUUUGCCCUGUUAGAAAUGCAAAAAAAAAAAAAAAAAAAAAAAAAACCUUCACCUAUCCUGUGUUUCUGACCAAAUCUCCCUCUUUCUCACUUUCUGUUAAACCAAAACAGGAUGAUAGAAAGACUCCUACCCAUCCUCCAUCAGCCCCUGCAGUUUGCAGUAAGCUGUAGCAUUAUCCCAGAAUAACAGAGGUGAAGUAGUUUCACACUUGUCAAGUGGAGAAGUAUCUUGCAGACAUGGAUUGUGUUGUUGGUCCCCUCCCUCCCCCCAAAAAAGCUGCUUAUCCUGUAACUGCUUUCUAUCACCUGCUGGUAUAAAAUGACUUUUCGACAAUGACUCACAGCGCCACAAAUCCCGUCUUUUCCCGAGAAAAGUGGAUACUUAACUUAGGUUUUUGACUCUGUGUUCAAAUAGUGCAAAAGUAGAGAACGCAGAUGGUAGACAUGUGUAACUUCUCACAUUGAGGCUGCUUUUCAGUUUUGAAGACUUGAGGGUGGCGAACAUUUGCUUCUAUUUAUUUGACCCAUUUUAACUUUUUUAGCUGACAACCUGCCUACUUAUUAACCCAUUUUGUUUUGUAUAACAUGGCAAAAGUAACGGUUUUGAUGCUCUCUGGAUAGUGCUGUAUGUAUGUGACUGAACCGAUGCCAAAUCUGUGUGGAGCAGCUAAUUAUACGACUGUAACUGCG
Molecule: messenger RNA, 2896 nt
Organism: Poeciliopsis prolifica (blackstripe livebearer)
Lineage: Eukaryota; Metazoa; Chordata; Actinopteri; Cyprinodontiformes; Poeciliidae
Gene: coro2ba
Product: coronin, actin binding protein, 2Ba
Exons: 12
Coding region: 407-1852 (481 amino acids)
Biological process (GO): actin filament organization
Molecular function (GO): actin filament binding
Source: RefSeq, a predicted model, not a curated record